CGGCGGCGAGAGCAGAGGACGAGCCGGGACGCGGCGCCGCGGCACCAGGGCGCGCAGCCGGGCCGGCCCGACCCGACCGGCCACACGGUGGAGCCUUCCGAAGCCAGAACCACCAGAACCCACCAGCACCGAGGCAGCGUUCGCCAGCGGGCCCAGCGCCGGGACCUAUGUUCACGCGUUAACCCCCGCCCGCCGAGACCACGAUAACUCCUUCCUCGAAGCCCGACAGCCCCCCAGCCCCGCGCGCCCCCGGCCUGCCUCCCGCCACCCAGCUGCCCGCCAUGCCCUCCAGCGGCCCCGGGGACACCAGCAGCUCCGCUCUGGAGCGGGACGAGGACCGAAAGGAAGGAGAAGAGCAGGAGGAGCCUCGUGGCAAGGAGGAGCGGCAGGAGCCCAGCACCACCGCCCGGAAGGUGGGCAGGCCCGGGAGGAAGCGCAAGCACCCGCCGGUGGAAAGCAGCGACACGCCCAAGGACCCUGCGGUCACCUCCAAGUCCCCGUCCAUGGCCCAGGACUCAGGCCCCUCCGAGCUGUUACCCAACGGGGACUUGGAGAAGCGGAGUGAGCCCCAGCCGGAGGAGGGGAGCCCUGCUGGGGGGCAGAAGGGCGGGGCCCCAGCUGAGGGCGAGGGUGCAGCCGAAGCCCCGCCCGAAGCCUCCAGAGCGGUGGAGAAUGGCUGCUGCACCCCGAAGGAGGGCCGAGGAGCCCCUGCAGGCGAGGGCAAAGAACAGAAGGAGACCAAUGUGGAAUCCAUGAAAAUGGAGGGCUCCCGGGGCCGGCUGCGGGGCGGCCUGGGCUGGGAGUCCAGCCUCCGCCAGCGGCCCAUGCCGCGGCUCACCUUCCAGGCGGGCGACCCCUACUACAUCAGCAAACGCAAGCGGGACGAGUGGCUGGCACGCUGGAAAAGGGAGGCUGAGAAGAAAGCCAAGGUCAUUGCCGUGAUGAAUGCUGUAGAAGAGAGCCAGGGAUCCGGGGAGCCCCAGAAGGUGGAGGAGGCCAGCCCUCCUGCCGUGCAGCAGCCCACAGACCCCGCCUCCCCCACUGUGGCCACUACGCCCGAGCCCGUGGGGGCUGAUGCCGGGGACAAGAACGCCACCAAAGCAGCCGACGACGAGCCGGAGUACGAGGACGGCCGGGGCUUUGGCAUUGGGGAGCUGGUGUGGGGGAAACUGCGGGGCUUCUCCUGGUGGCCAGGCCGCAUAGUGUCCUGGUGGAUGACGGGCCGGAGCCGCGCAGCCGAGGGGACCCGCUGGGUCAUGUGGUUCGGAGACGGCAAGUUCUCAGUGGUGUGCGUGGAGAAGCUGAUGCCGCUGAGUUCGUUCUGCAGCGCCUUCCACCAGGCCACCUACAACAAGCAGCCCAUGUACCGCAAGGCCAUCUACGAAGUCCUGCAGGUGGCCAGCAGCCGCGCGGGCAAGCUCUUCCCGGCCUGCCACGACAAUGAUGAGAGUGAUACUGCCAAGGCUGUGGAGGUGCAGAACAAGCAGAUGAUCGAGUGGGCCCUUGGGGGAUUCCAGCCCUCGGGCCCCAAGGGCCUGGAGCCACCAGAAGAGGAGAAGAACCCCUACAAAGAAGUUUACACGGACAUGUGGGUGGAACCCGAGGCCGCCGCCUACGCCCCACCCCCACCAGCCAAAAAACCGCGGAAGAGCACGACGGAGAAGCCUAAGGUCAAGGAGAUCAUUGAUGAGCGCACACGAGAGCGGCUGGUGUAUGAGGUGCGGCAAAAGUGCCGGAACAUCGAGGACAUCUGCAUCUCUUGUGGGAGCCUCAAUGUCACCCUGGAACACCCCCUCUUCAUUGGAGGAAUGUGCCAAAAUUGCAAGAACUGUUUCCUGGAAUGCGCCUACCAGUACGACGACGAUGGUUAUCAGUCCUACUGCACCAUCUGCUGCGGGGGGCGUGAGGUGCUCAUGUGUGGGAACAACAACUGCUGCAGGUGCUUCUGUGUGGAGUGUGUGGACCUCUUGGUGGGGCCAGGGGCUGCGCAGGCGGCCAUUAAGGAAGACCCCUGGAACUGCUACAUGUGCGGCCACAAGGGCACCUAUGGGCUGCUGCGGCGUCGGGACGACUGGCCCUCUCGGCUCCAGAUGUUCUUCGCCAAUAACCACGACCAGGAAUUUGACCCUCCGAAGGUUUACCCGCCUGUCCCAGCCGAAAAGAGGAAGCCCAUCCGGGUGCUGUCUCUCUUUGAUGGAAUUGCUACAGGGCUCCUGGUGCUGAAGGACUUGGGCAUCCAGGUGGACCGCUACAUUGCCUCGGAGGUGUGCGAGGACUCCAUCACGGUGGGCAUGGUGCGGCACCAGGGGAAGAUCAUGUACGUGGGGGACGUCCGCAGCGUCACACAGAAGCACAUCCAGGAAUGGGGCCCAUUUGACCUUGUGAUUGGGGGCAGCCCCUGCAACGACCUCUCCAUUGUCAACCCUGCCCGCAAGGGGCUGUAUGAGGGCACUGGCCGGCUCUUCUUUGAGUUCUACCGCCUCCUGCAUGACGCGCGGCCCAAGGAGGGAGAUGAUCGCCCCUUCUUCUGGCUCUUUGAGAAUGUGGUGGCCAUGGGCGUUAGUGACAAGAGGGACAUCUCGCGAUUUCUCGAGUCCAACCCCGUCAUGAUUGAUGCCAAAGAAGUGUCGGCAGCACACAGGGCCCGCUACUUCUGGGGUAACCUUCCCGGUAUGAACAGGCCGUUGGCAUCCACUGUGAAUGAUAAGCUGGAGCUGCAGGAGUGUCUGGAGCAUGGCAGGAUAGCCAAGUUCAGCAAAGUGAGGACCAUCACUACCAGGUCAAACUCCAUAAAGCAGGGCAAAGACCAGCACUUCCCCGUCUUCAUGAACGAGAAGGAGGACAUCCUGUGGUGCACUGAGAUGGAAAGGGUGUUUGGCUUUCCUGUGCAUUAUACCGACGUCUCCAACAUGAGCCGCCUGGCGAGGCAGAGGCUGCUGGGCCGGUCGUGGAGCGUGCCCGUGAUCCGCCACCUCUUCGCUCCGCUGAAGGAAUACUUUGCUUGUGUGUAAGGGACAUGGGGGCAAACUGAGGUAGUGACACAGUUAAACAAACAAACAACAAAAACCACAAAACACAACAAAACACCACGAACGUGAGGAUGGAGAGAAGUAUCAGCACCCAGAAGAGAAAAAGGAAUUUAAAACAAAAACCACAGAGGCGGAAACACCGGAGGGCUUUGCCUUGUGAGAAGGGUUGGACAUCAUCUCCUGAUUUCUCAAUGUUAAUCUUCAGUCCUAUUUAAAAACAAAACCGAGACCCUCCCUCCCUUUCCUCUCUGCUCCCCCCUCCCCUCAUUUUUUGGGUCAAACCUUUUGUUUUCUACUCUUUCAGAGGGGUUUUUCUGUUUGUUUGGGUUUUUGUUUCUUGCUGUAACUGAAACAAGAGGGUUAUUGCAGCAAAAAUCAGUAACAACGACAACAAAAUAGUAACAAUACCUUGCAGAGGGGCGGUGGGAGAGGGGGAAAUGGAAAUUCUAUAGAAAUCUAUAUAUUGGGAAUUUUUGGUUUUUUUUUGUUUGUUUUUUACUAUAUAUCUCUUUUUUUUCGUUGUCUCUAGCCUGAUCAGAUUAGGAGCACAAGCAGGGACAGAAAAUAGAGACUCAGGCAGCCGCAUUCUCUUCCAGCCAUGAGCUGCCUGCCAGCACCAUUCCUGGUCAUGCAGAACAGAAUCCAACCAGGGGCAGGGGACACGACACCACACAAGACCCUUUUCUACAGUAUUUCAGGUGCCUACCACACAGGAGACCUUGAAGAAAAUCAGUUUCUAGAAGCCGCUGUUACCUCUUGUUUACAGUUUAUAUAUAUAUGAUAGAUACGAGAUAUAUAUAUAAAAGGUACUGUUAACUACUGUACAACCCGACUUCACAAUGGUGCUUUCAAACAGCGAGAUGAGUAAAAACAUCAGUUCCACGUUGCCUUACGUGCAGAGGGUUCCAGCCAAGGGUGGAGAAAGGGGAUGCAGCUUGCUGGAUUGUUUUUUUUUCCCCUUGGUUUUUAACGAGGUGAAGGAGGAAGGAGAGUGGGGGAGCGGCGUCCUCCCGCCUCUCCUCUCCCUGCCAAAAACAAAGAAACGGGAUGGGCGGUGGGGAUGUAAGACGAGGUGGCUGGGAGCGUGGAGGGCUGAGAGUGGGAUCAGCCAGACCCAUGCAAUAACCUUUUGAUUUUUUUCUAAGAGGAGACUCCGUGGGCAGGAUGGCAGGGGUGAGGGGCCCUCGUUCCCAACGGCCCGCUCCAGCAGAUCUGAGGGCUCCAUGCGGUGGAAUGAGAAAGACCCAGAGUGUGGGCCAGUGACAGUUACAGACCCACCUGGAGCAAAUAAAAAACAUACAGAGCGCACUGGUGCUUCCUGUCUAAGUCGCCUCUUGUGUGUUCUUUUAUGAGGCCUCAGCAUCCAGCCCCUGUGCACAAGGCGGCCACGUGCCCCUGGAAUGUGAUGUUUUUGGUCAUCUCCACAGGCUGCAGUUUUAUACUGGGAGGCUAAUGACAUCUUUAUUAUCGUUAUUAUGCUUAUGGUUCUGGUUAUCAUUAUGUUUGUUUUCAGAUUUUCUUUAAGAAAACAAAAACCCAACCCCCUUCCCUUUGGGUUUCAAACCAAGGUGCGGGGAGCAGGGUGCUUCUAAGUGGCGGUGGCUCUGGUGCCCUGGCUCCUGCCCCUCGGGCCAGGUGGGCCACUGGGCACAGCAAGAGCCAGGUGGCCUGGCGGGGGGCCGGGGGGUCCCCAGGGCCCGCCUCCGGCUCCUCACUCUUCUCUUCUCCUUCCCUCCUCUCGGGUCAGGUGCGUCAGGGCUGGAGGGAGGUCCAGGCCGGCUCUCUCCGUGUGUGUGUGUGUGCACGUGUGUGUGUGUGUGUGCGCGCGCGGAGUGGUGUGUAUUUCUUUUCUAGUACUUGGUCUGAUGAUAGCUGUGCUCUUAGUGCAAGUCAGCAGCACCUGGAGCCCCAAGUGCUCGACGGACGCUUGGUCCCGCUUCCUACCAAGUCAGGCAGUCCGGCAGUGGCGGUAGGAAGGGGCAGCAGCGUUGGCUCCAGGGCGAGGGCCCGACGGGCGUUGCUUGCCUGGGUGGCUGGGGUGUAGAUAUGUGGCAUAUAGAGAUAUAUAUUUUAUAAUGGGAGGGGUGGGCGGCACCUCCUGGGACCGGCAAGGGCUGGGAGGUGUGCUGCGAAGCACAUGGUCCCAGUCCUCGUCCCGAGAAAGAUGGGGCCUACGGUGAUAGGCGCUAUAUAAAUACAUAGAUAGGGUCAUGUUUAAGAAAUAUUAUGUAGUGGGGAGUGGGGGGAGCAGGCUCGGGGUGCCGAGCCCGGGUCCCCACUGUGGACGCGAGCCCCACGCCAAACAGUCAAUCUCGCACACAUGCACAGGAAGCUCUCUCCCGACGGAAGCCUAAAGGAUCGCUCGCACACACGCCAGGGGGCGCCCUCUCCCCCGUUUCAGGACUUUGUGGAGUCAGCCCGUGCAGCUCUUUACCUCUGUUGCCCUGGUUGCAGGUAGACUGUCAAUCCCAGAAGUUGCUAGGUGCUGAAGGCAGGACAAGGAGGAGGAUUUAUUUAGCAGGUGCUCUCCUCUAGCAGGUAGUGUUCUAUCUCUUUUGCCCCUGGUGAUGUCAAAAGAUUCUUCUGUUAGCAACCUGUGAUAACUGACCUGCAACUUUAGGCACCAGUAAAGUCAGCCCUCACCUCCCCCUACCUAUUCUCCCCAAUCGAAAUCAAAUUGACAUCCGAGUCUGUCUUGGCCAUGGGCUUCCACUGGGGGAAAAAAAUGGGACAGUGAACCUCACCUUGUGAUUCAAGCUAAUUAGUAAUUCGUGAUGCAGCCAACCGGAAUCCCUGCUCAUGCCCUGGGGCUUGUCACAGCUGGUGGCAUCUGGCCCCUUUGUUGGGUGCUUGGUCCUGGCCCUCACUGGACCAUCAGCCUGUUUCCUGGAUGGGCUGAUACCUAAGAUCACAGCACUGGGCCCGCAGGGCUGGAAAAGAGGAGGCCCCUGCUAACUGGUGCUCAUCUGUCCCCUCCUCGCUCCAGCCGCCCUCCGCCUCCAUCCUGUGGCCUGGAGCCCACCAGCACCACCCCUGGAGGGCGGGCGGGGGAGGAGGGCUGCCCCAGCAGUCCAGGUGCUCCCUCCCCCGCUGGCUGAGGUCUUCCGGCCCACAGCGGCAGGACUGUCGUGAAGCUUCUGGCUCUCCUGAGCUGACUGCCCGGCACCUCUGUGAAGGAACUGGCCUUUCUCAAUAACCCAGCUCCCCCCCGGGGGCUUCAGAGCCAAACAUGUAGCACCCCAGGGGAUUGGUGUGGGCAGUCUGGGAGCACUGGGCACAGGCCUCCUCGUGGCUACUGGAGAGCACCUGAGCAGGCCCCAGAGUGGCCCCGCUGCCCCAGCGCAGGGACAGGAGGCAACAAUCACCAGCUUUUCUUACAGCCCAGCCUGUGGGCUUGGCCUCAUGGUAGAGCCUGGUAGGUGCAGGGGACCUUGGAGUGUGCCAGUGUGGCCCAGUGGGACACUUAAGCCACAAACAGGCAUAGGGUGCUUCUUGGGCUGCCUGCCUUCUAU
Lepus europaeus (European hare) is the source of this 6541-nucleotide messenger RNA. RefSeq names its product DNA methyltransferase 3 alpha (gene DNMT3A). Lineage: Eukaryota; Metazoa; Chordata; Mammalia; Lagomorpha; Leporidae. Gene Ontology annotation, cellular component: cytoplasm; nucleus. Gene Ontology annotation, molecular function: DNA (cytosine-5-)-methyltransferase activity. The transcript has 23 exons. Gene Ontology annotation, biological process: negative regulation of DNA-templated transcription. The record is from RefSeq and is a predicted model, not a curated record. Bases 282 to 3011 code for a protein of 909 amino acids.